CAGUCCGUCAUUUCCGGUGCUGACCGGAAGUAGUUAGCUGUUAGCGGAGAUAGCCGGGUGACUUGUGUUGAGGUUGAAGAACAAACACAAAGACAUGUCUGAUCAAACGAUAAACCUGAUAGUCAACUACGGUUCAGUAAAACACAACAUCAAACUAACGAGUCCAGAUGACGGCAACGGGCCGGCAGUGAAGGAUUUAUCAGAAGCUGUCUGUCAGGCCACCGGCGUUCCCCCCGCCUCUCAAAAACUCAUCUUCAAAGGGAAGUCUCUGAAAGAGAUGGACGAGAGGCUUUCCACCUACGGGAUCAAAGACGGCUGCAAACUCAUGAUGAUCGGGAAACGGAACAGUCCGGAGGAAGAAGCUGAGCUGAAGAAGCUGAAAGACAUUGAGAAGUCGGUGGAAGUGACCGCCAAGAAGCUGGAGAAGGUGGACGGGGAGUUGACGGGACUGAAGAACGGCUUCUUGGCCAAAGACCUCCAAGCUGAGGCUUUGAGCAAACUUGACCAGAGAGUUAAAGUUGCUGCUGAGCAGUUCAUGAAGAUUCUGGAGCAGAUAGACGCCAUAUCUGUCCCGGAGAAUUUUAACGACUUCAGAGUGAAGAAAAGGGGCCUCAUAAAAACCGUGCAGGACUUCCUGGCCCAGUGCGACAGGCUGGAGGCGGGUAUAUCAGACCACCUAUCAAAGACCCAGUCCAAGAACUUGGCUCUGGCAGACUGAAGCUGCUUCCCUUACUGUGUGCUAUCUGUUGCUCUGUGAGCAAAGUGUACCAACGGCUUCAGAUGUGGAGCAGAUUUUAUUUAUUUCUCGGUGUGAUGUGCUUCAUAACGAAAGGAGACUUUGCUGAGAUCAUGAGGGUCAGCCGUAGGUGAAGAUGCGUCUCAGACUCAGACAUGGACUGGAGCGUCGGUGGUGCUUUGAUGUUUACCGUAGAUCAAAUCCUCCGUCUGUCCUGUGGCGUUUUCCUCCCAUCGGCCUUCAGCUGUUCCUCUCGGUCGCCGCCAGCCUGAUCCACAGAAGUAAGUGAACCCUCUUUAGAUGUUUCCACCACGUCAACUUGAAGAGGUUUGUGAAUUUACAGAGUUGUAUUUUUGUUAUAAAAAAAGGAGAAAGUCAAAUUAGGCAAAUCACAUCAUCAUCAACUGACUUCUACUGUACAUGUUCAUCAAAAUCACGACGACUGCAGAAAAAUGAAUAAAUUUUAAGCCAAAAAGACAGA
This is a messenger RNA of Oryzias latipes (Japanese medaka), 1217 nucleotides long. It is a transcript of the gene bag1, whose product is annotated as BCL2 associated athanogene 1. Gene Ontology annotation, cellular component: cytosol; nucleus; cytoplasm. Gene Ontology annotation, molecular function: adenyl-nucleotide exchange factor activity; protein-folding chaperone binding. The record is from RefSeq and is a predicted model, not a curated record. Gene Ontology annotation, biological process: protein stabilization. Lineage: Eukaryota; Metazoa; Chordata; Actinopteri; Beloniformes; Adrianichthyidae.